UUAUUAAUCAUAUAAAACAUAUUUAAAUAUCUUGGCAAAAACUCAAACAAAAAAAUAAGAAGUCCACUUCCAUAUCGUUUGAAUGACAGUAGAUUGCUGUGCAGUGUUGCUAUGUGCAGUUUUAAGUGGAAAAUGUGGAAAUGGCCAUGACGUGGGCCCUUUAAUGGUAAAUUAAAAACACUGAACAGUUACUUUUAACGUUAGCAAGUUAUCCGUUAGCUUUGUAUUGUCUGUUCAGAGUUAAUAUGAUGUAUACGUCUUUCGUUGUUCAGGCUUCAUGGUCUAUAAAUACAUUAUUAUACAAUAUUAAAUAUCUGGGAUAGUUUACCAUCUCCUUGAUGUUUGAAGAGUUGACUGUAGCUUUCAGAACCGCCACUCUUCUUACAGCAAACUGUAACCGGAUUUAACCUUCAAAAUAAAGGUUAUUCUUGGAAAGUAAAUCAUGAGCGUACAUUACAUCUUAUCGUUUUAUUAAAUUGUAUUCUAUUGACGGGGUUUAAACGAUGCCAAAUCAAACUUUUCAAUUAAUAAAAUGAUUACAUGUGGCAUCACCGCACACCGCCAUAAACUGUUAUCAAAAAUACGUGCUUGUUUUAUUUUGAAAAGUUAAACCGGAACACGACCGUUUCCCUCUACCUCGCGUCAUGUAGCCGCCAUUUUUGAGCUACAAAUAAUAAAAAACAAAUUAUAUUUGGGUUUUGCGAAGAAAUAACCAAAGUGUAACAAUCAGCUUACGUAUACCAGAAAUCCGCGUUUUAAAUAUACCUUUGAGACUACUUCAUUGUAAGGCAAGUAUACCGAGUAUUAAUGAUACAUAAGAUGUCGCUGGUGGGUCUCGGGCAGCAGCUGCUGGAGGCGGUGAGAGGCGGACAGGAUGAUGAUGUUAAAGCUCUGAUGGCCAAUGGAGCUCCAUUCACCACAGACUGGCUGGGCUCUUCCCCGCUGCAUCUGGCGGCUAAAUACGGUCAUCAGUCCACGGCCGAGGUGCUGCUGCGGGCCGGGGUCAGCAGGGACGCCCGCACCAAGGUGGACAAGACCCCGCUGCACAUAGCUGCCUCAGAGGGUCACUACAACAUUGUGGACCUGUUAGUGCAGCACGGAGCGGAGGUGGACGCCAGAGACAUGCUGAAGAUGACGGCGCUGCACUGGGCGGCUCAGCGCGGCCACAGGGAGGUGGCCGAGCUGCUGCUGAGGUACGGAGCCGACGUCCACUGCCUCAGCAAGUUCGACAAGACGCCCUUCGACAUCGCCAUGGAUACCAGCAACACUGAGCUGAUGAUAUUGCUACAGGACGGCAUGCAGAACCAGGUGAACGUGGACCCUGAGCCUCACUACAUCAUCCGAUCCGGUGGGAUGGUGAACCUCUCGGAGCUCGUCUCAAAAGCUUCCGCAGGCAAGUCUGAGGACGUCAUGGCGGCUGAGUCGGUGGAAACCCUUCAGCAUGUGGUGGGUGACGGGAGUCAGAGGGUCAUCACCAUAGUAACAGACCAACACGGCAACCUGCAGCCGGCGUCCCUGGGCCAGCAGUUCAUCUUCACACUGCAGGGCCAGCAGAUGGUGGCUGUGCCCGCCGGCUCGAUGGCAGAGGAGGUCGUGGGGGAGGAGCCUAUCUCGGCCACGCCCACACACAAGAGGAAGACAGACCCUACAGCCAAUCACAGCAUCUUAAAAUCCAAGAAGGUGAAGGAGAGUCGGGAGCAGCUGGAGCGGCAACUGCAGGAAGCCAAUCUGAAGGCUCAGGGGUACCAGCAGCAGCUCCUGGAGAAAGAGCAGGAGGCGGAGCAGUACCGCCUCAGACUGGAGCAGGCCAUCGCCACCAGCAACAGCAUCAACAACAACAACAUCACCACGACAACUGUUACCAUAAACUCUACAGUGAAGGAGGAGGAGGAAGAGGAGGAGGAGGAGGAGGAGGAGGUGGUGAUGCUGGAGGAGCAGCUGGAGACCACAGUGGAAGCUAAAGAGGUGGAAGACGAGGAGACGAAGCAGGAGGAUGAAGAGGAGGUCGUCUGUGAACUUCCAGGAGAGACACUUCCUGUGACUGAGUCUGAGAUGGAGGUGGAGACCGAGGGUUCAGAGGAGACACACAAAUCCUCCCCCGGUCAGCGAGGCCGAGGAAGAGGGAGAGGAAGAGGGAGAGGAGGACGCAGACACUAGCACCAUGAUUUGUGAUGAUCUAUUUCAACGAUCUUCAUAACCUUUUGUAAAGAUUAGGAAGACUUUUGUAAAUAUGUUCAUGCAGCACACUCUACAUCACUGAGAGGAAACAGUUAGCAUCACAGACUUUUAAACGAUCACCUGUAACAACAUGACCAGACUCAUAACUGAAAUGUUGAGAGGGAUUGAACGACAGGGGUCUCUCAGUGACUAAUGUCAAUAUUAAAAAUGAUGACGUGUGUUAUAUAGAUUGUGUUUAGAGUUUCUCUCCCCUGCCAGAAAUGCCUACAUUAGACUCAUGAACUUAUGCAACAUAAUGACAUCCCUAUGUAACACUGCGCUUCUAUUGGCUAACACAUUGUACCUGAAAGGGGCGGGACAUCUCUAAGCGGUUGACCAAUCACAAAAGAGCCGGCCAGCUAACCAAUCAGAGCAGACUGGGCUCUGGUUUGAGACAGAGGGUGAAAAGAGGUGCUGCAGCACAGGCAGUAUGAGAAAAAUAAAGAGAUAUUUGGACAUUAAAGCAUAGAGACAUGUCACAGUAGAGACACUACAUACUGAUAUGAAUAUGAAAAUGAGUAUAAUAGGGCGUCUUGAAGAUAGCAGUGCGGCAGUUGGCUGAUAAACAAUGCAGAAAUAUUGUUGUUAUUGUUUUUGGUUCUGAUAAAAAACAACAAUUUCAUUAUAUAUUAUAAUAACUAUAUUGACAGGUGUUCAUAUCCUUCCCUGGUACUAGAUAACGAACCUUUAAAAGUGUGUAAUAUGUAUUAUUCUUUGUUAUAUUUAGUUAUCUUUUAGGUCAAAUUAUUCCUUGCGUUUAUUUUUCAUGACAUAAUGUGUGAAAGGGCCUCCUGCGGUGAUGCCAGAGGAGGAUUGUUUCUCUGUGGAGGUGCACAGUCCGGUCAGAGAUAAUCAUGAAGCAAUUACAGUAAGAGCCCUCCAUGUUUCUUAUCAUGGAGCAGAUAGGAGCCGCUGCUGGGAUCAAGGACUCUUACACCGUAUCUUUUCUGGGAAUCAAACUUGUUACUUUUUUAAGCAGCUUUUUCACCACUCGACCCCCCCGAGUUCUCCUGCGGUGUGAUUUAAAUGAGUCACAACAAGACGAAUCUGACUGUUUUUAAACGUGAAAACCCACAACUCAAAAUUAUGUUUUACUGUUAAUUCUUUGUCUUUUGGCAGAUCUCACAAAGGGGGUUAUUUAAAUGUGACAUCAGUGCAACUCUUGACAGAUUUAAAGGCUUUUGUGUUUGUUUUUUAAACUAUAAAACAUUUGGUUAAGUGUACGAAGUGAGCCGAUAUCAAUAACAUGAAUUCAAUUGCUUUUUUACCCCAUUCAUUAUAAAGCCCAUUUUCUCAUUACUGAAACUGUCACGGGUAAUUUGUUAACAUGUUCAAGGUCUUUAUUCAACACAAAAGCUUAUUUUUUUGACACAAGUUUUUUAAAUGUAAUUAUGUGAGGCAAUAAAAGGAAUAGAGAAAAUGGAAAAACGUGUUACUUCUGAAAUUACAGUGCAAAUAGUGUAAAAAUGUAACACAGUCUUUAUGAGUUUGCUCAUGUGCUAAUUAUGUUUGAAUAACUUGUUUUGUGGUUCUGGUUUAAUGACUGAAGUGACACAACAUUUGUUUUAUUCAAUAAUGCUGCAUCUAGAACAUUUUAAAAUGUCUUUUAUAUUUCAAUAAAAAUGCUCUCUUUUAUUCACA
Molecule: messenger RNA, 3858 nt
Organism: Trematomus bernacchii (emerald rockcod)
Lineage: Eukaryota; Metazoa; Chordata; Actinopteri; Perciformes; Nototheniidae
Product: GA-binding protein subunit beta-1-like
Exons: 9
Coding region: 808-2157 (449 amino acids)
Biological process (GO): positive regulation of transcription by RNA polymerase II
Cellular component (GO): nucleus
Molecular function (GO): transcription cis-regulatory region binding; protein binding
Source: RefSeq, a predicted model, not a curated record